This is a messenger RNA of Megalops cyprinoides (Indo-Pacific tarpon), 2113 nucleotides long. It is a transcript of the gene dhrs9, whose product is annotated as dehydrogenase/reductase (SDR family) member 9. NCBI's taxonomy places the organism in Eukaryota, Metazoa, Chordata, Actinopteri, Elopiformes, Megalopidae. The transcript is spliced from 5 exons. The record is from RefSeq and is a predicted model, not a curated record. The coding region runs from base 170 to 1129 and encodes 319 amino acids. Gene Ontology annotation, molecular function: oxidoreductase activity.
GGGCCAAACAUGACUAGAAUUGCGUAGCUGGCGAGCCUUUUUCAACGAUCUCCAACGCCUGCCUGUCUCAUGUGACUCUGCAAAGCCAGAGUUACAUGUGUUUGCCUGAAAUAAUCAUUACGCUCCCCUUUUCAUCGCAAAAUACACGCAGUCAACUGUCUGUAGAACGAUGUGGCUGUACCUCCUUGGCCUGGUGGCUCUUGUAUUCCUGUACCGCUGGUACAGGGAGCUUGAGAGAGUCCCAGGUAAAUCCAGCAAACACGUCUACAUCACCGGCUGCGACUCUGGGUUUGGAAACCUGCUGGCUAAACACCUGGACAAGCUGGGCUUCUGCGUCAUUGCGUCCUGUUUCACGGAAAAGGGGGAAGAGGAGCUGAAGAAGGCCUCUUCCGAAAGGCUGGUCACCGUCCACCUCGACGUCACCAAGAAGGAGAGCGUGGAUAAAGCAGCUGCCUUCAUAAAAAACCACGUCGGGGAAAAGGGUCUGUGGGCUGUGGUGAACAACGCCGGGGUGUCUGUGCCUUCUGCGCCCUCUGAUUGGCUCACCAUCGAGGACUACAAGUCCAUGCUGGAUGUGAAUCUGAAUGGGGUCAUCGCAGUGACCCUGAGCGUCCUGCCACUGAUUAAGAAGGCCAGGGGCCGCGUGGUGAACGUGGCCAGCGUCUUCGGACGGAUCAGUCCCUUCGGUGGACCCUACUCUGUUUCCAAGUAUGGAGUGGAGGCUUUCAAUGACAGCCUGCGCCUGAAUAUGGCACCCUUUGGAGUAAAGGUCCUGUGCAUCGAACCGGGUUUUUUCAAGACCAGUGUGACAGAUGUCGACUUGUUAAUAAAGAGUAUUCACAAACUGUGGGAAAAACUGCCUCAAGAGCUUAAAGAUGAAUAUGGAAGCAAUUUCCUUGAUCAUGUGAAUGUGAUGAUGAAGGAGAAGUUUGCAAAGAUGCCAGACGGCGACCUGAUGAAGGUGGUCAGCUGCAUGGAGCAUGCCAUCUCUGCUGUUCACCCUCGAACCCGCUACUCGCCCGGCUGGGAUGCCAAGUUCUUCUGGUUACCGCUCUCUUAUAUGCCGACCUUCAUCGCUGAUUAUCUGCUCCUUAAAGAUGCUCUCAGGCCGAAGAGAUCUAUUAUCUAGCUCUUUCUGCCACACAGCCCUCAGCAUUUACCUGCUGGCGUGCCUGAAAGAUGAAUUGUUUGAUGCCUUUGUAAAGUUUAUGCCCAUUUACAGCUGUGAUGAGUAUAAGUGACGAGUCUUGUGAUGUCUGCCAAGUCUGACCUAGCCUGCCCCACUGACGUCACAUAUAACGACACCUCCGUCUGGACACGGUCCCACAGUUAAUGUUAGGCCUUCCAAACUGCACUUACUGCAUUUUACACGAGGUGUCUGAUUGGUUACUGCCUUGUCAGACUCACGUGCCUCUGGCUAAGGGUGGGGAAAGGCAAAAAACGGGUUAACCUGACUGUUGUGAUUGGCUCAUGACUCAAUGGUCGUCUCAGCAUGGGUAAGGAACAUCCCAAGGGAGAGCCGUGAUGACAUAGUUGGCCAAUCCAAAAUCAGGUGACCCUUUCCAGACUAUGAAGUUACUUUCCUUCAGUAUUCUACAUAUGUGUCUUGCAGGCAGGCUGGGUCUGACCUAGUACUCUGUAAAUCAAGGGCAUUAAUUAAAGCAUAAUUUAUGUUAUAUAAAAGCUGGUUUAGUUAAAGUUUUUCACUGUGAACAGUGCCUUUAUAUUACAGUAAAAUGAGGAUAAUGGACCAGAUUAAUUAUGCCACAAGAACUUAAAUGUCAGGGUUAGUACUGAAGGGACAUUAGUGAAAUAAAUGGAUGUCAUUCCUUUAUGAUGAAAUAUAUUUCAAUGCGCUAACACUAGUUUUCUGUCUGUCUGGAUAUCUGGAAUGCAUUUUCAAGGAGAGAAGCUGUGCAGUGACCUCCAGAAUCUGUAGAUAGGCCCUGCGCAAUUCUAUGCAUAAGUAAGAUAUAGAAUGAUGACCCUGUAGCCAGACAGCUAUGUUCAACUUACUCCAGCUCACGCAGUUUGACCUGGGAAAUGACAGGAACAGUAACUGCUUUUAAUUUGUAUAAUCUUUUUUGCAUAAAAUAAAAUGUCUGCGUCAGUA